Molecule: messenger RNA, 2077 nt
Organism: Aethalodelphis obliquidens (Pacific white-sided dolphin)
Lineage: Eukaryota; Metazoa; Chordata; Mammalia; Artiodactyla; Delphinidae
Gene: CUNH20orf96
Product: chromosome unknown C20orf96 homolog
Exons: 10
Coding region: 1-1314 (437 amino acids)
Source: RefSeq, a predicted model, not a curated record
AUGCGUGCGCCCAACCUAUCUCUGGCUGGGUCCUCGCCGGGUGUUGUCCCAAGGCCUUUUGACCCCGCCCUCCCCCCCCGCCCGCCCCAUCUCCCGAGCCCCGCCUCUCCCUCGAGCUCUCCAGCCCCUGCUUGGCUUGUGUCCCUAGUCGGUGAGAUUUCGGCUUCGAGACCCCAUGCCAGUUUCACGUUUGCUGCUUGCAUCCCAUGGGUUGGGAAUGAUGGGAGUUCUUUCCCGCCCCAAUCCAGACUCAACCACGCUGGGAUUUGCUCCACAGUCCCCCAGUUCCAGGUUCUGGAUUAUGUUCCAUGGCAGCGGUCCAAGCAGAAAGCCAAGCCAUCUACUCUGCCUCCGAUCCCACGAGCUGUCAACACUCAGAAAAGCAAAAUGAAGACCUGGACUACCAUCCAGCCAGGGUUGCAAUCCAAGCCCACCUUGUGGAUGACAAGUCAGCCGAGGAAUCCACUAGAACUGCGCAGAGGAAAGUUGGACUCGGGGAAGACACAGACCAAAAUCCGACUAGUGAGAACGAUGCUCAGGAACCGGCGAACCGCGCACCAGGAGCUCUGCAACCACGAGGACUUCCUCACCAAGCUCUGUGGGGAACUGAUCAAGACCAUCCAGGACACGGACGACAGCUCGGCCCUGAAAGUGCGGGUGAUGCUGCAGCAGGAGGACGUCUUCACGACCAUCGCUGACAUCUUGGAGUACUCAAACAAGAAGAAGCUGCACCAGAUGAAGUGUGAGCUUCAGGAAUGGGAGGAGAAGGAGGAAUCCAGGAUACACAACCUGGAGCAGCAGGUGGAACAGCUGGAUGCCAAGAUCGAGAAGGUCCACAAGAAAGUGAGCUUCAUGAGCACUUACAUGGACCGUGAGUAUCCCAUCAAGUCGGUCCAGGUUGCCAACCUUGUGCGCCAGCUGCAGCAGGUGAAGGACAGCCAGCAGGAUGAGCUGGAUGACCUCAGUGAGAUGUGCAGAAUGGUCCUGGCAUCUAUGUCCAACCAGAUUCAGAAUAAGAAAAAAAACCUACUGAGGUCUCUGGUGGUGAAAAUCCAGCGUGCUCAUCAGGAAACGCUCCUGCAGAAGACUUGGAAUAGCCAGCUCAUACUGAAAUACAUGGACAAGUUCCGAGAACUUAUAGACCAUUUUGAGGAGGAAAUACCCGUAUUAAGGGCUGAGGUGGAGCAGCUCCAGUUUCAGAUCUGGGAACCCCGAGAGAUUGUGUUUGCGGACGUUCUGCUUCGGAGAUCCAAGUGCACCCCUAACAUGGACAUCAUCCUCAACAUCCCUGUGGAAGAGCUGCUGCCCUUCUAGAUGGCGGGGCGAUGGGCCACCCCUCCCUCCCUGGUCUCUUCCCCACACCCAGAGCCUUGAGUUCUCUCCUUCCAAGCCCACGUCCCCAUCCAGACCUGGUCUGCAGUUCCUUCCUUCCUCCUGCUCCCUCCCUCCGUCCUUUCCUCCCUUGCGUGCUUCCUGUUUCCUGUCCGCUUCCUGCGUCCCCCUCUCCCUCCAUGCUUUUGGUUGGUGCUUCUACCUGAGCCAGGUAGGAAUUCCUAGUCAAGUCCUUUUUACCAAUAAAGCUGGGUUUGCCUUUUGCCAGUGCCUGGGGCUUCCUGAGAAGCCUAGGCAGAAGUGGAUUUUGUCUUAAGAUUAGGGGUGGGCAACUGUGCUGCCUGCAUCUGGGGCUCCAAACUUCUUGAGAAGUGCUGGAGCGCCGCCCCCUGCCUGAGUCUCCAUGGUUCUGUGGCUCCGGGCCACCCCCUCCCUGGUGCAGUGCGACUCCAGUUUCUCACCUGAUUUGUGCCCAGACCUGUUGAGGCCAGUUCCGGGAUGGAGGGGGGAUUCCUUGAGUUGGAUACACCUGGGAACUUGCUGGACCUUCACUGCUGCUGGCCGUCUCUUUUCCAGUCCAGCCGUCUGUCUGUCCACCGCUUCUACCCCAACGGUGUGUGGACGUGAACACCAACUCAUCCUCAGGUGCCUAGUCAGGCGCUGUUCCCUGCCACAUACUCUUUCACGAUGGACUUAAGAGGGGCGCUGCCUGGACCCCUCUCCAGCAACGGCUUUUGCUCCGGUU